Molecule: messenger RNA, 1925 nt
Organism: Equus quagga
Lineage: Eukaryota; Metazoa; Chordata; Mammalia; Perissodactyla; Equidae
Product: bicaudal D-related protein homolog
Exons: 7
Coding region: 1262-1843 (193 amino acids)
Biological process (GO): Golgi to secretory granule transport; vesicle transport along microtubule
Source: RefSeq, a predicted model, not a curated record
CAGGGAGGCAGGAAGAACAGCUUCAGACAGUGCCUGGGAGGCUGAGCGCUCUGGGCAGAGCUUUGGGGCGUGUGGCACAAAAGAUGCUGGGGACGUGACGUGAAAACAAGACAGACAAAAGUCCUUGCCCUUAUGGAGUACGCAUUCUAGCAGAGGAAAGAGAUGGUAAACAAAUGAAUAACAUCUAUAAUGCACCUCCUACCAUCUGGCCUCCCUCCCUUCCCUAGAGGGCGAGCUCCGUGAGGUCAGAGCGUUUCGUCCGUCUUCCUCUUAAUGUCCCUCACCUGGAAACAUGCCUGGAACACAGCAGGUGCCCAGACACUGAAGAGCAAUUUGAAGUUGUUUCCAAAUGAAAAGUUAAAAUAAACGAAAUGCCUCGCUGCUUCUGGCUGACUCCCACCAGCCUGCAGGACGCAUUCUGGACAAGCUCCUGCGGAACUCCUGGGACUGUCUGGGCACGGGGGGCCUCCUUUGUGCCCCCACUGCCCCAGGCCUCUGACUCUCUUUUCUGACUGUAUCUGUGCUUUAUCUCUUCUUGCCCUGGAGGUCCCUUAGACCAGGGGUCCUGCCUGGAUCGCGCAGAGCAAUCUCUGGAAACACAGUGAAUCUCCUCCACAACAGCAGUGUCUUUGGGGGCACAGCUCAACCCCACCUCUUCACCUAGGGUUCAACCAAACAAACGGUGGAGUUUGGCUGUUGUAGGCACACCUGGCUGGGUGGGACCCACAACAACCAGGAGUCAGGUCUGCAGGGGGUUUCCUGGGGGGUCUUGGAGAAAGUAUUUACUGUUUAGGGCUGACCUGAGGACCUGAUCCUCGAGAAGUAACCUUGCUAAAGAGGCCUCUCAAUGGAGGAAAUUCCCUCUUACAUCUUAGAUGUCAGUGGUGUGCUCAACAGUCACCAGAAGGGAGGUGUGGGAUACCCAGACCCAUGCCCCCACCCCCAGAGCACAGUGGACCCGUCCAUGCUCAAGGAUCAGAACGUUGGGAAUGUUGGAGGAAUAAUGAGCCAUAUUGCUAGGGAGGAUGGACAUUCAAGAUGUCAGGAAGAAUUUGCCAGGAAUGAUGAAACUUUUUUCCUUUAGUUUUCUGCUGAACUAAGGUUGUAGUUAUAUGUGUGGGUGAUGCCAUUCAGGGUUCCAAGAUGCCAGCUCUUCAGGAUGGGGGUCUGGGACACCUGUGUCCCAGCAUGGGAGCAGUCCUGGCUCUUUUCCUCCUUUCUCAUCUCCUGAUGUGGGUAGAGCGCCCCCUUGGGGUGAGGGAUGUAUGUGACUGGACAGGAAGGGGCUGAGGAGCUCCGGGUCUGGCCAGAGCUCCAGGAUCCAGAAGAGAAGGCAGGGGCCUGGCUGGCCUGCUGGGGGCGGGGCCUGACCGGGAGUGCCUUACCCGGAAGGGAGGGCAAAGGGCCCUGUCCUCUGUCUGCCACACCCCGCCGACAAGAGUCCCAGUCACCAGGCCAACCUGUCUGGGGCCGUCGAGAGACCCCAGAAUCCCAGGCGGCUGGAGCACUGGGGGACACCCAGACAGAGCCCUCGCUGGACCAAGUCCUCCAGGAGCGGGAUGAAGCCAUUGCCAAGAAGCGGGCAGUGGAGGCUGAGCUGGACACAUGCAGAGCUAAGUUGCGAGCUGUGGAGGCCCAGCUGCUGGAGGUCCUGGAGGAGAAACUGAGACUGAGGCAGGAGGUGGAGGCCUGGGAGGAGGACAUGCAGCAGCUGGUGAGGCAGCGGGUCGAGAGUCAGCUGCAGAGAGAGUCCAGGGGCACUCUGGGAGACCCCGUGGACCCCGGAACUGCCAGGGCCCCGCGGGUCCGAUUCCCCCUGGGUCGGUGGGGACGAUGGCGGUGAGCGAGCUCAGCCCAGGACCUUGGGAACAGUGUCUUUAUUCAUUAAAGCUUGAGGUCUGACCCUCUGUACCCUCACGCCCUCA